Rosa rugosa (rugosa rose) is the source of this 966-nucleotide messenger RNA. RefSeq lists its product as uncharacterized. The record is from RefSeq and is a predicted model, not a curated record. Lineage: Eukaryota; Viridiplantae; Streptophyta; Magnoliopsida; Rosales; Rosaceae. Bases 1 to 966 code for a protein of 321 amino acids. The transcript is spliced from 2 exons.
AUGUAUGGAGCUGUAGAUUCAGAUGAGGAAGGAAUUGGCCAUGAGUAUAAUUCUGAUGAUGAAGGAGAUGGAGAUAGAUUUCCAAAGUUUAACCCUAAAGUGGAUAUGAGAGACCCUCACUUCUGUAAGGGUAUGAAGUUUGCUUCCCCCAAUAUACUUAGGGCUGCUAUCAGAGAGAGGGCAAUUCAAAAUGGUUGGGAACCUCUUUUUCUAAAGAAUGACAAGGUUAGAUUGAGGGCUAUAUGCAAGGCUGAAGACUGUCCAUUCGAGUUAUUUGCAUCAAAAAUGCAGCAUGAAGAUACCCUCAUGAUUAAGACAUACCAUGGAGAGCAUAACUGUGCAAGAGUAUAUGAGAACAAUACUGUGAAGACCCCCUACCUCACUGAUAAGUUUGCAGACCAGAUAAAGUUGAAUGCUAACAUUUCAACAGCACUUGCACUUGCACAGACCAUGGCAGCUGGAGUGAGAGCAAGAGUUUCUUUUCAACAAGCUUAUAGGACCAAGAAGGCAGGACUGAAGAGGGUUGAGAGGUCAAUGAAAGAGCAAUAUGCUAGGUUACAAGACUAUGCAAAGGAGUUGAAGAAGGUGGAUCCUGACACAACAGUUGAGAUAGUUUGUGACUUCAACAACACUGAGAAGCUCCCUAUUUUUCAGAGGAUGUUUGUGUGCUUAGGAGCUCUGAAGAGGGGUUUUAGGGCUGGUUGCAGACCCAUUUUUGGAUUAGAUAGGUGCCACCUUAAGAGUGCAUUUGGUGGUCAGUUGUUGGCAGCUGUGGGGUUGGAUCCUAACAACACCACAUAUGUUGUUGCAUAUGCUAUGGUGGAGAUGGAAAGUAAAGAUUCAUGGGAUUGGUUUCUGAGGAUUUUGGUGAAGGACCUAGACAUUAGGGGAGAAGGAAAUGGGUAUACCAUAAUUUCUGACAAGCAGAAAGGGUUGCUUCCAGCUUGUGAACUGUUCUCCCACUAG